ACCUCUCAUACCUGACUUUUUUUUUUGUUUUCUCAUUGUUCGGUAUUGUAUUGGAGUUUGAUUAAUUUAAAUUCGCACUAAGUAGAGUUUCAUUUGAAGAAUAGCUCUUUGUACGAAGAUUUUUUCAUAUCCAAGCUCGAAUCUAACCUCUAAUUAAGAAAGAAACAGCCUAUCCAUUGCACCAAAUCCUUCGAUGAUUCUCGUACCUGGCUUGUAAGGCGCUGGAAGUUUCUUUCACUGUUGCCCAUUCGAAAGAAGUCUCUCAACAUUUUUCGAACUUUCAAGAAUCUUAAACCUAACACUCUUUUCUCUCUCUCUAUAUAUAUAUAUUGCACCAUCAAACACCCACACUCAUCACAGUAGUUAAGAUAUAAUCAAAAAUCAAGUCUAGAUAAGAUGAGGCUCAGCAAAUUGUCAUUGCUCAUCAUUUCAGUUGGCUGCAUUAUUUUGCAGGUGGCAUCAAUAGGGGCAUAUGGAUCAUCACUUUUACCACUAAUGUUGGACCAAAUGAUGGGGAAUCCCAGUAAUCUACUUGGCGAAAGUACAUUUCUUGAUCCAUUUAGAAUGUUAGAACAAAUACCGUUUGGACUUGAAAGCAAGGAGGAGAGUCUUUCGAUUGCAAAAGUGGACUGGAAAGAGACGGCAGAGGGGCACGUGAUAAGAGUAGAUGUGCCAGGAUUGAAGAAAGAGGAUAUGAAGAUAGAGAUUGAAGAGAAUAGAGUGUUGAGAGUGAGCGGAGAGAGGAAGAAAGAACAACAACAACAAGACAUAAAUGAUGAUGAUAAUCACUGGCACUGUGUUGAAAGGAGCUACGGCAAGUUCUGGAGACAGUUUCGUCUGCCUGAGAAUGCUGAUAUUGAUACCUUAAAAGCUAAGCUUGAGAAUGGGGUGCUCACUAUUUCUUUUACUAAGUUGUCUCCUGACAGAAUUAAGGGUCCUAAAGUUGUCUCUAUUGAGGGAAAAGACUCUUAUGUUUCCUCUGCUAAAGAAGAGCUCUAAUUAAUUAUUGUUGGGUUUCUUUGUUUGGUUUAUAAUCCAGUGUUGUGUAUGAUUUAAGGUAAAUAAUUUUUAGCAUCAUCUUGUGGUUGUCGUAUUAUUUUAUGGCUAGUGAUAUUAGUUUAUUUUGCAGAUUGUACUAAUUUAUAUGUAUAUAUUUUGUGUUUGUUAUACUACUAUUGGUCCUGAA
Capsicum annuum is the source of this 1186-nucleotide messenger RNA. RefSeq names its product 22.0 kDa class IV heat shock protein. Lineage: Eukaryota; Viridiplantae; Streptophyta; Magnoliopsida; Solanales; Solanaceae. Gene Ontology annotation, biological process: protein complex oligomerization; response to hydrogen peroxide; protein folding. The transcript has a single exon. The record is from RefSeq and is a predicted model, not a curated record. Bases 397 to 999 code for a protein of 200 amino acids.